Molecule: messenger RNA, 1466 nt
Organism: Neolamprologus brichardi
Lineage: Eukaryota; Metazoa; Chordata; Actinopteri; Cichliformes; Cichlidae
Source: RefSeq, a predicted model, not a curated record
GGAGAGCGAGUGCAGAAGUUGUAUUCUCUUAUCAUACGCAUCAGGAUAAGAGGGUACAAAGUUAUGGAGGUUAUCAGAGGUAGAUUAUUAUUUGUUUUAUAGACUUUUUUUUACUCACUGAGAUUUAGGACAUCGGCAGUUUGGAAUAAUCUUUUUUUCCCUCCACCUUACUUUGCAUCAUUCAUCCAACAUGCCCGGCUUUGGGGUUUGGAUUUACGCAGUGUGGAUUUUACUUUUUAGCCUUUUCCACGUGAGCCUUUCAAACUAUUCCGAAGACCAGUGCAGCUGGAGAGGCAGCGGUUUGUCCCAGCAGCAGGGCAGCGUGGAGCAGAUCUCUCUCCACUGCUCUGAGGGCACACUGGACUGGCUUUAUCCCAAAGGAGCCCUGCGCCUCACCCUGUCCCCGCGCCUGCCCUCCAUGGUGGUGGGCCCCAGCGGCAGCAGCUCUGGGCUCAUCACUGCCUGCGUCAAGCCCUCUGAGGAGUUCCACGGAGCCCAGCUCUACCUGGAGAGAGAUGGGGUCCUCGAGCUCCUGGUAGGAGACCGCCUGGAAUCCUCCCCCCCGCCGAGGGUGCGCUGCUUCAGCCGCCUGCCUGGGGAGAGGGUGGCCCUCUUCCUGCAGGCUACACCACAUCAGGACAUCAGCAGGAGGAUCGCCUCAUUUCGCUACGAGCUGAGAGGGGACUGGACAGCUCGCCUGUCCCUGGACUCCCACCCUAUUAGCACUGAAGGUGAGUAGGUGAGAGCAGGUUGCACGAGGUCUCCCGUGACUUUAGCAGCAUGCAGUUCUUAAAUCUUGGUGCGAGGCAACAUCAAGUCAGUGGAGGAGGACGAGAACUUAAGAGCGGCCGUGAUCAAGGUCAGCGCCACCCGCGUGUUUCGGCAGAAGUACACGCUGUUCACCGGGAACAGCCGCCUGAGCAGCCGGGGCGAGAUCAGGACUCUGCUCCAGUGUGGCGUCAAACCCGGACCCGGGAGCUUCCUUUUCACCGGCCGAGUCCACUUCGGCGAGGCCUGGCUGGGCUGCGCUCCGCGCUACAAGGACUUCCAGAGGGCUUACACCAUAGCCAAAGCAGCCCAGCAGAUACCCUGCGAGCUGCCCGUAGACUGAGGCAAAAACUCAGCUCGUCUGCUACACAAAAUUGGAAGCUGUGCUGAGCGCCAGGCCAAACUCAGCCCUGUUCCACGUUCGGGAAGAAGCCGAGACGGGCGACUGUCAGCUCGUGUAGUCUUCCCAAAGGCCUGAGGAGUGAAAUGGACUUUUCAGACACCAUUUCAGUGCAAUACGCGGUCACUUGUUGCAAAGAGCCCAGUGGUUUUCGUGACACUGAGGGGGGACACGGCUGAAACGAAGCUUAAGCAGUGAUGCCAUAAAGAUGGUCAAAGUAAAAUGAUGUAAUGAUGAAAAAGCUUUCCAUUAAUUCAGGCCUACUGAGAGUCAUCGCAUUGAAACUUAGGGAAAAAAA